Messenger RNA from Exaiptasia diaphana, 1187 nucleotides. Its product is annotated as trimethyllysine dioxygenase, mitochondrial. The record is from RefSeq and is a predicted model, not a curated record. Gene Ontology annotation, cellular component: mitochondrion. Bases 45 to 1055 code for a protein of 336 amino acids. Gene Ontology annotation, biological process: carnitine biosynthetic process. The transcript is spliced from 2 exons. Gene Ontology annotation, molecular function: oxidoreductase activity. NCBI's taxonomy places the organism in Eukaryota, Metazoa, Cnidaria, Anthozoa, Actiniaria, Aiptasiidae.
GUCCUGCUUGUUUAAACCCAGAUACUCAACAAACUACCAUAGAUAUGGCGCUAAUUCCCCAUGAUGUGGGCCCACAGCAAGUGAAUGUAAACAACAACCAAGUACAAAUCAAAUGGAACGACGGCCAUUUGUCUUGCUUUGAUAGUUCAUGGUUGAAGGCAAACGCGUACGAUGGCUCGCAAACUCGUAAAAGAAAGUCUGGUUUGGGCUCCAUUGCUGAUGAAUCUAACAUGUUACUUUGGGACAAAGACAAAAUCACUUCAAAUCCUCCUCGUAAUUUUACUUUUGAUCAGCUUAAAAACGAUCCAAAAGUGCUUCCAAGUCUUUUGGAGAAUCUUCAUCGUUUUGGAUUUAUUUUCGUCGACGACACGCCUCUCGAUGAUGAAUGUGUUUCUGAAGUUUGUGAAUUAAUUGGUGGUUUCGUACAAGAAACGAUUUUUGGCCGCGUUUAUGUCCUUAGCAAUAGGACUUUAACGCACGCCGAUAUUGCAUACUUAAAUCCAGCCCUGAAUGCUCACACUGACCAAACUUACUUCGCAUGUCCUGUCGGAUUGCAAGCAAUGCACGUCACACACCACGAUGGAACUGGAGGAUUAAGCCUACUCGUCGAUGGCUUCAAGGCAGCAAAGGAUCUGUACAAAGAAGACCCAGAAGCCUACGAGAUUUUAACAAGUACACGUAUUCCAUUUGAAUAUAUAAGCAAGGGGCACGUUCUGCGUAACUAUCAUGUAAUCCUAGACGUUGAUCCUGGUACGAACGAACUGCUACAUUUGCGAUACAACAAUACACGAGUCGGUUCUUUGGCGCACCUUCCUUAUAAAAGAAUGGAGAAGUUUUAUCGUGCCAUACGGUCAUUUGGCUCUAUUCUUCAACGAGAGGAGAAUGAACUGUGGUUCAAGUUGACGCCCGGUAGAGUUAUCGUUAUGGAUAACAGGCGUGUUCUUCAUGGUAGAUCAGAAAUUACAGGAUCUCGUAAGCUAGUUGGAGGCUACGUGUGCAUUGAUAAUUACAUGGGAAGUUGGAGAGCUAUGAAAUUAUUAACAACAGACCAAUAGAAAAGCUAAGGUAUUCUACGUUUGCUAUCAUAAAAAGGGAUAUUAUUAUAUACAUAUACAACAAACAAUUAACAACAGACCAAUAGAAAAGCUAAGGUAUUCUACGUUUGCUAUCAUAAAAAGGGAUAAUUA